AGAAUUGCCCAUUCAACAAACCAAACAUCUUCCUCGACGAAAAAAAUACCUUUGUUUCAGCUUCCAUCCAUCCAUCCUUGAUCUUUACCAUUUCUCUAAGUCUUUGUCAAAUUUAUUGAACAAUCUUGCGAAAAUGGCUAUGAAUCAACGAAUAAGAGCAAGCGUACCUCUUUUUCAGAAAGUUUUAGCAGCUGAUUCUCUAUCCUGUGGAAGAUCUACUCUCCAAAAGAGUAACCCUAAUUUCAUCAUCGCUGAGAGAAACUAUGCUACUGCUCCUGCUAAGACGGACAAAAUAAAGGUUCCUAUUGCUCUGUUUGGAGCUUUUGGCAAUUACGCAUCUGCUUUGUACCUUGCUGCCACCAAAGCUAAUGCAUUCGAGAAGGUGGAGGCUGAGCUUUUUGACCUUGUUGAGGCUACCAAAAAAUCUCCAACAUUUUCUCAGUUCACAAGGGACCCCACAGUCCCUGCAGAUGUAAGGAAAAAGGCUAUAGAGGACAUAUGCGCUCAGGCAAAAUUCUCUGAUGUCACAAGGAACUUAUUGUUAAUCAUGGCUGAGAAUGGAAGGUUAAGGUAUUUAGACGGUAUUACAAAGAAAUUCUCAGAAUUGACUAUGGCGCACAGGGGAGAGAUGAAAGCAACUGUAACAACUGUCAUUCCCCUUCCUCCUGCUGAAGAGAAAGAGCUGAAGGAGGCUCUACAGGAAAUACUUGGGGAGGGAAUGACAGUCAAGCUUGAGCAGAAGAUUGACCCUAGCAUUCUUGGUGGUCUAGUAGUUGAAUUUGGGCAGAAAGUAUUCGAUAUGUCUAUCAAGACCAGGGCUAAGCAAAUGGAGAGGUUCCUGCGAGAACCCGUCAACGUUUGAGUAUUCGAUGGAAGAUUUAUUUUUUGCAAAGCGUAGAGUUUCUUUCGUUUUACUGCGCAAUGGUGCCUUAUAAGACGGAAAGUUCAUUGUUGUACCUCUUGGCCCAAGAUUUUUGAAGCAUACUUUCGAUGUUUCACCUGAAAUGAUCUUAUGCCCAAAAUAAAAGAAUUUGAAGAUUUAUCAUGUAUAUACAUAUGUAAUUCUGCUCUUUUAUGCUGCAUUUGAAUAGGUAAAUGAAUUGUGUGAAGUUUCAUGUUUCUCAUAUUAAUAAUGAUGAAAGUUUUGUGAUGCUCUGUAUCAUGAGAUGUGGUACACAGUCAUUAUAAUU
Messenger RNA from Amaranthus tricolor (Joseph's coat), 1190 nucleotides. RefSeq names its product ATP synthase subunit O, mitochondrial-like. NCBI's taxonomy places the organism in Eukaryota, Viridiplantae, Streptophyta, Magnoliopsida, Caryophyllales, Amaranthaceae. Gene Ontology annotation, biological process: proton motive force-driven mitochondrial ATP synthesis. The transcript is spliced from 6 exons. Bases 134 to 862 code for a protein of 242 amino acids. Gene Ontology annotation, molecular function: proton-transporting ATP synthase activity, rotational mechanism. The record is from RefSeq and is a predicted model, not a curated record. Gene Ontology annotation, cellular component: membrane.